GAUGGAUUUUUUUUUUUUUUCAGCCUCAGGAUGUUCUGCUUCACCUCAAUUGAGAGCUCCUUUGACCGCAUGUUGUCUGGUCACAGCAACAGCUUCCAAAUGCAAAACCACACACCUGGAAACAACCCCAGACCUUUUAACUACUUACUUGAUUACAGGUUAACGAGGGAAAGGCCUUUUGAGUUACUUGCAGCCUUUAGAGUCCAUUGUCCAAUUACUUUUGGUCCCUUGAAAAAGAGGAGGCUCUGCAUUACAGAGCUAUGAUUCCUAAACCCUUUCUCCAAUUUGGAUGUGGAAACUCUCAUAUUGCAGCUGGGAGUGUGCACUUUCAGCCCAUAUUAUAUAUAAAUUGUAUUUCUGAACAUAUUUUUGUCAACAGCUAAAAUAGCAAAACCUGUGUCACUGUCCAAAUAUUUCUGGCCCUAACUGUACCUGUCUGAACAGGCAUUUACAGGUGGAUGAAAGAAUGAACUCACACACUGUUAUUCUCAAACAGCACAUAUACACAGAAUUAACACCAUUUUUCUCCAAAAUGUUCCAUAAAAAUGUGAAUAAUUCACCAAGGUGGUUCUGGAAACUUAAGGAAAGGCUACCGGAAUAGAGGCUGCACCUGGCGCGUCGUGAGCCCCGCAUAUAAAGUGUGGCAUAUGAAAGAUGUCAGGCUUUUUAUCCGUCCAACUGAUCAGCGUCACCGUGCAUGUUUUAAUCUGGCAGCUUUAAGUCCGUAUAAAACUACUGUUUGACCAAAUCUGUAAACGAAGAUCAGGACGAAGAUCAGGCUGCAUUCUGAUGGAGUGACAGAACCUCCCUCUGCCCUGCCGCAUCAUGACGGGUCGUCCCGCAAAGUCAAGGAGCCGCAGCGGAACAUCCCGCUGCGCAUCGCUGAAAUUCACUGAUUCAACGGGAUCCGUCUAUAAUAAGUUUAUUUAAUGAUGUUUCAAAUCCAUAAUUGUAGUCAAUGUGAUAAUAUGGCUCCUAUGUGCAGUUACCCGCUUCAGAUGUUUAAUUCUGCAUAGUUUAAAAAAUAAAAAAUUACUUUGCCAAUAUUUGCCUGUAAAUCUUAAAGCUGAUGGCUCUACUGAUUCUUCUGUUCUCGCUUUGUUAUGCGCCCUACCAUAUUGUCAAAAACCUCAGCCUGUAUUCCAGAGUUCUGCGUAAGCAGAGAACAUGCCCCAAAUGGGAUUCUGGAGUCUUUAUUGCGCGUUAGGCAAGCCGUGGUCUUGUGAGCCUGCACAAUGCUCUUAACCCGCUGGUUUACCUGUGUCUAUAUGAGGAAAUGGUUUCUCAGUUCAAGCAGCAGCUGCUGAGAUGUCACCAGAUUGUCAGUCUUCGGUUCAGUAUGAAAUCCAGCUCAAAGGCUGAACAAGAAGCUGGAAGUGCUUUAUGACAGCAGUUCGUUUUUUGUUAUAACUGGAACUGAUCAGUUCCAGGCAAAUAGUGGGAAGGAAGGGGGAUGGUAUGCAAGCGGAGGGGGAUGCUUGAGCCCCUGCUCCCUUUAUUUUUGGUAUCCCCAGCACCCUUUCUUUAGUUUUUUUAUGAUAGAGGUCUGCUUGUGCAUUCAACAAUAGUAUUUAGGUAACAAUACCGCACAAAUAAAUUAGUCUGGCUGCCCUUGGACUAAUAAUGACUGACCCGGUUCUCGGUGCCUGUGCCUCCAUGUCAUUAGGACACCGCGCCCAUGGUAAGGAGUAGGAGGGCGGAACUGUGGCCUCUAACUACCAAAUUGUGGGCAAGAAUAUUUCUUUUCAGCAGACACUUAUUUUUGAAUAAAAACUUAGGUUUAAAGGUGAAGUUAGAAUAAGCGUUACUAUUUAUUUUUAUAAAUUUUCUCGGGAAAAACCCUCGUCACCCACAAACACAGAGAUGGUUCAGCUGCAGAGUUCACCUGAUCAAAUUAAUCAGGCUAAUUAAUUAAUAAGCCUGAUCAAUUUGAUCAAGCUGCUCCAGUGCUGUCCCAUCUAGACACACAAGAAACACAGAAACUGUGCAAAAGACAUUUUGCUUUAAAGCUGAGAAGUCAUUUACAAUAUUUACAGAAUGCUACAUAUUUCAUAUUGUCACAUUUUAAUAUCAGAUCACCCAGGUCUUCUGAUUCAAGUCUACUCUGCAUCCCCAGAACCAAAACAUAGAGAACCAACUUCAGUAUUCCAGUAAACUCCAGAAGUUCCAAAACACAGUUCUUUUAAAACAGACUAAAAACCCACUUUGUUUAAUAACAACUGAAACACUCCAGCGUUUCUCCCAGAAAACCUGGUUAGCUCAGUGGUUGCGGCGGUAAGGCGGCCCACUGUGUUUUUGUAUUACAGGAUACUGAGUUGACAGCCAAUUAAUUACAUAUUACAGGAAAACAUCACCGUUGAAAGGCUAUUUAAACCGACAACAAUAGUCUUUCAAAUAAAAUAAAAAAAUAAAGAAAAUGCUGUUCAAAUAAAUAUCCAUUAUUUGCAAUUUUGUGUAAUCCAAAUUAAGUCAACAGCUCCAGAAGCCACAUCAGGCUUUCAGAGUGCUGUGAGUUCAAUCUUUGAGUUCGAGCUCUGUUGUUCACAAAUACAUCUCAGUAACUACAGUUGUCACUGAUUGCUUUUUAGAUUGGCCAAUUAAAUUAUGCCCAUUUCCCAUAACUUACUAACUGGAGGGUCAGAUUUUAGCUUUAUCCCUUUCAUUAAACUAUGUCAAUCAACAAACUAUUUAACUAGAGUUUCAAAAUUCAACUUUAGAUGAGAAGGACCAAAUGAAAGAAGAGAAGAGAAUCGACCAAAAAUGCUGGUUUUAUUGGAGCUCCUAACUCAAACUGUUAUAUGAUCAGUGUCCAAACAUUUCAUCAAAUACAUCAGAAUGUUUCUUCAAAGACUUAAACGUGCUUCAUUGUCAAUUUAAACCUUGAUUUAUUAUUAUUUUCCAAUUUGGUUUGAUUUCACGUUAGCUCCUGCUAAAAGUGUCAGAUCCUGCUAAUGUUGUUUGCUAUAGCUACUGUAGUAGCUCACAGGAAUGUGAUCUACAUGGUGGAUAGCUGGACACGCCUGUUUGUUUGAACAGAUAUGUUGUGAAAAACGGCACACAAAAAUUAUGAAGCAGUUUAUUUCAAUUCAGACAUUUUGAGAGCUGCCUCAUCAGCCUCCAUAACCUUAUCUACAUUUUAUUUCAUUUUUACCUCUCUUUGUGAAACAUUGUGAGACUGAGACCCUAUUGGUCAAUUAUUCUUAGCAUGUAUUUUAGUUUUAUUGUCAGUUUCACUGCAGACAUGCAUUAGGUGAACUAUGUAAAUUAUUAGGUAUUCCUUUUGGUUUAUUUAUCAGCUAUAUCUGACAAGAAUGUUUACAAAAAAGACUUGUAGGUUGUGCUAUAAAAAGAUAUCUUCACUUCUUGACAGGAAGAGCCCUGCGGAAAUAGACUUAUGAUCGUUUUUAUUUGAGCUGAUGAAACUUGAACCUGAACUUGAGCUCAAAGAGGAAGAUAUUUAAGUUGUUUUCGUCGACUCCAUCUUCAUUUUGUGAGCAGAGCCUCAGAGGAGAAGGGCUGGACUGAUUUGGAUCUAGAAGACAAAAUGAAUACAUCCAACUGCAUUCAACCCAAUAAGAAAUUAUUUGAACAUACGAUCCUGUCUGCUUUCUACAUCUUGGUAUUUGUUGUUGGAUUGGUUCUGAAUGUAUGGGGAAUGAAGUCUUUGCUGCACAACUGGAAGAAGCUUUGGAGUAUUAAUAUUCUUGUUCUCAACCUUGGACUAGCAGAUAUUUUGUAUUUGCUGACUCUCCCCUUUCUCAUUGUGUACCACCUUAAAGGAAACAAAUGGAUCUUUGGAGAUGGAUUCUGCAAGGUAAUAAGAUUCUGCUUCAACCUGAAUUUAUAUGGCAGCAUCGGGUUCCUCACCUGUAUAAGUGUGUUCCGGUACCUGGCCGUCGUCCAUCCAACAAGAGCGAUGGGGAGAUUAACUCCGACUCACUCCAUGGUCAUCUCAACCGUGAUUUGGAUUCUGGUGGGUGUUCAAAGUCUUCCAGACAUGUUCUACCCCAAAACAUAUCCAAACGGAUCAAAAUGCUUUGACACCACCUCUUAUGAACAUAUGGAGAGUUACCUGGAUUACACCAUCGCAUGGACAGUCAUUGGAUUCGGCAUCCCUUUAGUCACCAUUGUAGGCUGUUAUGGACAUGUGACUGUUGUUGUCUGCCGUUCAAACAUGAUGAAAAAAGACCAGAAAAGACGAAUCUUAAAACUGAUGGCUCUACUGAUUCUUCUGUUCUCGCUUUGUUAUGCACCCUACCAUGUUUUCAAAAACCUCAGCCUGUAUUCCAGAGUUCUGAUUAAUCAGGGAACAUGCCCCAAAUGGGAUUCUGGAGUCUUUAUUGCGCGUCAGGCAAGCCGUGGCCUUGUGAGCCUGCACAAUGCUCUUAACCCGCUGGUUUACCUGUGUCUAUAUGAGGAAAUGGUUUCUCAGAUCAGGCAGCUGCUGACCGGGGGGCGCCAGAUUUUCAGUCGUUGUUUCAAGUCGAAAUCCAGCUCCGUGCCGGUACCGCAGACUGAGCAAGAAGUUGGAAGUGAUUUAUGACAGCAAGCAGUUUUUGUCAUGAGUUAAAUUGUAACAAAUAAUGUUAUGUCAAAAUGGUGAAAUCCAGUUCAAUAUGCAAUUUCUUUUUAACCCAUUUAUUGUCACAAGUAUAACGUUUUUGAAAACAUGUUUGACUCGCUGUAGUUCAGAAAAUAAAAUACUUUUUCUGGUUUAUAGUUCAUUGAAAGGCUUUUCAAUCAAAAAAAAGGAAGUUCUUUCAACCUUCCACAACAUUUAUUUCUGACGAAGUGUAUUUUUGUUUUUGUAUGUGCAUUGCAUACUUCCUGUUUUAUAACGUUCAUAGUAAAUUCUUCCAGGAAACCAUGUUGGUUAGUUUAAGACAUGCUUAAUAAUAGUAUCAACCAUGUCUUUCGUGAUCUACAAUGUUAAAAAGCAACCUAAGCCCUGCACACAAAAUUGGUUUUGCAUAGACUAUGCUGAAUGUCAUAGAAAUUUAAAUUGAAGUCUAAAUGAGAUGUUAAAAAAAUUUCUUGUAUCAUAAAAGAAUGUAUUGGGUUGUUUUAUGUUGUUUUUUUUGUCAUAAACAUUACAUAACAUGGACUAUUUUUUUGUCUGGAACAUAUUUGUUUUAUGUGCGAACAUUUACUUCUGCUACAAUUGCAUGUAUAGCAGCAAAACUCACUUUUUAAUUUUUCUUUUUUACAUUUUAACCUUAUAUUUUUAAUAUCACCGUUGUAUUGAAGAAAACAAUUGUUAAGCAUGGUUGUGGUAGCAUCAUAGAGAGAUUAUUGUUGCUGCUGGUACAUUGGACCCUCUCAGAACGAAAGGAAAUCUACAACAAAUUCAAGUGUUUGUAGUUAAAAUAUUAGUUAAAACAAAAGUUUUACUGUGCAUAACCUGUUCAUCAUGAAAAGGCUUCAAAUCAAUCUUUGAAUGAUUAUGUUUAUAAUGACUAUGUGUACAUUUCAGGUCUUUGUCCUACAUUAUUUAUACUUG
Poeciliopsis prolifica (blackstripe livebearer) is the source of this 5500-nucleotide messenger RNA. Its product is annotated as P2Y purinoceptor 1-like. The coding region runs from base 3545 to 4543 and encodes 332 amino acids. Gene Ontology annotation, biological process: G protein-coupled receptor signaling pathway. Lineage: Eukaryota; Metazoa; Chordata; Actinopteri; Cyprinodontiformes; Poeciliidae. Gene Ontology annotation, cellular component: membrane. The record is from RefSeq and is a predicted model, not a curated record. Gene Ontology annotation, molecular function: neuropeptide receptor activity. The transcript has a single exon.